Messenger RNA from Castor canadensis (American beaver), 2277 nucleotides. It is a transcript of the gene Slc26a3, whose product is annotated as solute carrier family 26 member 3. Gene Ontology annotation, molecular function: secondary active sulfate transmembrane transporter activity. The record is from RefSeq and is a predicted model, not a curated record. Gene Ontology annotation, cellular component: membrane. Gene Ontology annotation, biological process: sulfate transmembrane transport. NCBI's taxonomy places the organism in Eukaryota, Metazoa, Chordata, Mammalia, Rodentia, Castoridae.
AUGAUUGAACCCAUAGGGAAUCAGUAUGUUGUGGCCAGGCCAGUGUACUCUUCAAAUGCUUUUGGGGAAGAGCACAAGAAGAAAGAGAGACGUCACAAGACAUUUCUAGAUCAUCUCAAAGAUUUGUGUAGAUGUUCCACACAAAAGGUCAAGAGAAUCGUCAUGUCUUUGUUCCCCAUAGCAUCUUGGCUACCAGCGUAUCGGAUAAGAGAAUGGCUGCUCAGUGACAUCGUGUCUGGUAUCAGCACAGGACUGGUGGCUGUACUCCAAGGUUUAGCAUUUGCUCUGCUGGCCACCGUCCCCCCACGCUAUGGGUUGUAUGCGGCCUUUUUCCCAAUCCUAACCUACUUUAUCUUGGGGACUUCUAGACACAUAUCUGUGGGUCCGUUUCCAGUUCUGGGUAUGAUGGUGGGAGCAGUAGUUACAAGGGUAGCAUCAGAUACUGGGAUCAUGACAGACUCCUUUAAUAGCUCCGUGAGUAAUGAGUCAUUACUGGAGGAAAGGAAGAUAAUGGUGGCUGCAUCAGUCACAGUCCUUUCUGGAAUCAUUCAGUUGCUUUUGGGGGUCCUGCAGAUCGGAUUUGUGGUGAUCUACCUAUCCGAGUCCCUAAUCAGUGGGUUUACCACAGCUGCUGCCAUUCACGUUUUGGUUUCUCAACUCAAAUUCAUGCUACAGCUGACAGUCCCAGCCCACACUGACCCAUUCUCAAUUUUCAAAGUCCUGAAGUCCGUAUUCACCCAAAUAGAGAAAACUAACAUUGCAGACCUUGUGACAUCCUUGAUCAUCCUACUGGUUGUAUUUGUGGUUAAAGAAUUAAAUCAGCGCUACAAAAGCAAACUUCCAGUGCCUAUUCCCAUCGAAUUCAUUGUGACCGUGAUCGCAACAGGUGUAUCCUAUGGCUUUGACUUCGAACACAGGUUUAACGUGUCUGUGGUUGGAGAGAUGAAAAGUGGAUUUCAUCCCCCUAUUACACCUGAUGUGAAGGUUUUCCAAGCCACCAUAGGAGACGGCUUCAGCAUUGCCAUCGUGGGCUUCGCAGUGGCCUUUUCAGUUGCCAGAGUCUAUUCCCUCAAGUACGAUUAUCCAAUUGAUGGCAAUCAGGAGUUAAUAGCAUUGGGAGUGAGUAACAUAUUCGCUGGGUCAUUCAGAGGAUUUGCAGGGAGCACGGCCCUCUCCAGAUCCGGGGUUCAGGAAAGCACAGGAGGCAAAACACAGAUUGCUGGCAUUGUCUCAGCUAUCAUUGUGCUCAUUGUCAUUGUAGCCAUAGGAUUUCUUCUGCAACCACUACAAAAGUCUGUUCUGGCUGCUUUAGCUCUUGGAAACUUAAAGGGAAUGCUGAUGCAGUUUGCUGAAAUAGGCAGAUUGUGGCGAAAGGAUAAAUAUGACUGUCUAAUUUGGAUCAUGACCUUCAUCUUUGCCAUUGUCCUGGGACUCGGGUUAGGCCUGGCAGCAAGUGUGGCAUUUCAGCUCCUAACCAUCGUGUUCAGGACCCAAUUUCCAAAAUGCAGCACACUGGCUAAUAUUGGAAGGAGCAACAUCUAUAAGAAUAAGAAAGACUAUUCUGAUAUGUAUGAGCCGGAAGGAGUGAAAAUUUUCAGAUGUCCAUCUCCGAUCUACUUUGCAAAUAUUGGUUUCUUUAAGCAGAAACUCAUUGAUGCUGUUGGCUUUAGUCCUCUUCGAAUUCUACGCAAACGCAACAAAGCUUUGAAGAAAAUUCGAAAACUGCAGAAGCGAGGCCUGCUACAAGUGACAAGUAAAGGGUUCAUAUGUACUACUGAGAGUCUAAGGGAGCCCGAUGAAGAGCUAGACAACAAUCAGCUGGAAGAACUGGACCAGCCCAUCAAUACCACAGACCUGCCCUUCGAGAUCGACUGGAAUGAGGAUCUUCCUCUCAACCUGGUGGUCCCCAAAAUCAGCCUCCAUAGCCUCAUUCUUGAUUUUUCAGCAGUGUCCUUUCUUGAUGUUUCUUCAAUGAGAGGUCUCAAAACGAUUUUGCAAGAAUUUAUCAGGAUCAAGGUAGAUGUGUACAUUGUUGGAACUGAUGAUGAUUUCAUUGAGAAGCUAGCUCGGUGUGAAUUUUUUGAUGAUGAAGUCACGGACUCAAUAUUUUUCUUAACAAUCCAUGAUGCUGUUUUGCAUAUUCUGAUGAAGAGGGAUUACAGUACUUCAAAACUGAAUUCCAGUCAGGAAAAAGAAAUGAAAUUUGACUUUACCAUCAAUACAAAUGGAGGAUUACGUAAUAGGGAAUGUCAGGUACCAGUUGAAACGAAAUUCUAA